This is a messenger RNA of Salarias fasciatus (jewelled blenny), 1152 nucleotides long. It is a transcript of the gene jagn1a, whose product is annotated as jagunal homolog 1a. The record is from RefSeq and is a predicted model, not a curated record. Lineage: Eukaryota; Metazoa; Chordata; Actinopteri; Blenniiformes; Blenniidae. The coding region runs from base 593 to 1144 and encodes 183 amino acids. The transcript has 4 exons. Gene Ontology annotation, biological process: granulocyte colony-stimulating factor signaling pathway; vesicle-mediated transport; endoplasmic reticulum organization. Gene Ontology annotation, cellular component: endoplasmic reticulum membrane.
GAAGGAGGAAGUGAGGACAGAGACAACUCUUAACUUGGGAAAAGUUGGAGGAAAGACUGAAAACCGUUCCGUGAAUGCAGCGGCACGUUUCUGCAGCGUCUCCCGAGCAGCUGCGUCGUCGCUCCGUGUCGUCGCUGUGGACGCGGAGGUGAACUGGACGGCGGGGGUCAGGGUGAAGGACUGCACGUGCACGGAGGGUCUGCGGCUGACACGGCUGGGGUUCCCCGGCGAGCUGGAGGGGAGAGACGGCCCGAGCCCGACUUUCUACAUAACUUCUUGCUCGAGGAGACGCACCUGCAGUGCGAGUCUGAUCCGCGGGUCCAUUGCUGCCCUGCAUCUAGACUGCUAAGGCGGAGAAGGGUUUUUUCACCCCGCCGUAGUUUCCAACAGGCCUGCAACUUUUACUGUCCCGGUUUCGGAGGGGUUGUGUGCAGAUGGGUGUGAUCUGAGGACAGAUGCUGAUGCUGCGGGGGAAGGGCGCUCGGUGCGCACCGCGCAUGCGCAGAUCGGCUCCUCGUCUUCAUUCAUCACAUCUUCCGGAGACACAAACUGCUACAACGAAAGAGGGGAAAACGCACAGGUUUCUGUAAACAUGACGUCUCGCGUUGGCCUCAGAGCUGCCGGUACAAACGGAGCUGAAGUGAGACACAGAGAGCGGGUCGUCCCUCAGUACCAGAUGAGCGCUCCGCUCAAGUCCGAGCUGCGGAAGUUGAACCUGGUCCACCUCCUGCUGUGGCUGCUGGUGGCUGCACAGAUGAGCGUCAGCCACUUCCAGCUGCUGUCGCACGACACGGUGUGCAUGCCGUACCAGUGGGAGUACCCGUACCUCCUCAGCCUCCUCCCGCUGCUCUUCAGCAGCCUGUCCCUGCCGAAGAACAAUAUCAGCUACCUGGUCCUGUCCCUGAUCAGCGCCGGGCUCUUCUCCGUGGCGCCGCUCAUUUACGGCGGGAUGGAGAUGUUUCCCGUGGCCCAGCAGCUCUACCGCCACGGGAAGGCCUACCGCUUCAUCUUCGGCUUCUCCGCAGUGACGGUCAUGUACCUGAUCAUGGUGGUGGCGGUUCAAGUACACGCCUGGCAGAUAUAUUACAUGAAGAAGCUUCUAGACUCUUGGUUUAACACAACGCAGGAGAAGAAGAAGAAAUGAUGAAGUGG